Molecule: messenger RNA, 3172 nt
Organism: Salmo salar (Atlantic salmon)
Lineage: Eukaryota; Metazoa; Chordata; Actinopteri; Salmoniformes; Salmonidae
Product: alpha-1,3-mannosyl-glycoprotein 4-beta-N-acetylglucosaminyltransferase C
Biological process (GO): protein N-linked glycosylation
Molecular function (GO): acetylglucosaminyltransferase activity
Source: RefSeq, a predicted model, not a curated record
GGAAAAACGCACAUAUAACAGAUCUACAGCUUCGGCUUCUUAGACUUGCGUUCAACGAGAAUGAUAGAUCUAUAACUCACAUUUCUAUGUGAAUUUGGUCGAGUGGCCCAAAAAAGAGUGACAUAUUUCAAACGGUUAAAAGUAAAGGUAGGUUUUUGGGCGUCCCAGGGAUCCUCGAUAGUACUAACCACCCACUCACAAACACCAGGAAGUACCGGGAGAUAUGAACCGCUACAGUACCAUUUACAUUGCGAAGGGACCGACUGACUAACAGCAGCACUCAUACCGCCGUCCGAGGAGAGAGUAGAUUGAUGCAGGGGCGAUGCGGUGGACCUAUAAGAAGAGCGUUACCAUGGGAGCAGUGUUCUUCCUCCUCGCCAUCAUUUACUUCAGUCUCCCUCUGGACCUCAGGAGCACCGUGGUGGGUGGAGGAGUGGCAGCUCGGGACCUUCUCCAGCGGUGCAUCGUGGGUAGACAAGGGAGGGUACCUGCCGCUGAACGUCUCCUAUCAACUACUGGCAGGAACACCUCCUACUGAACAGAAGUACCUGACCAUCGGGCUGUGCUCAGUGAGUCGUCCUAAAGGCAGCUAUCUGAUCUCCACCUUGUCCUCCAUCUUUUCCCGCUCCUCCCCGGCAGAGCUAAACUCCAUGUUGGUGGUGGUACUGCUGGCAGACUUCGAUGCCCAAUGGAGAGCGACCACGCUGGGGGAGAUUACAGCGAACUUCCCCUCCCAGCUGAAGGCAGACCAGCUACUGGUGAUACAUGUCCCCAAGCAGUACUACCCACCAAUAACAGGCCUGAAAAGGAACUUUAAUGACAACGAUGACCGUGUGACGUUCCGCUCCAAACAGAACGUUGACUACAGCUUCCUGACACAGUUCUGCACUGGGCGGAGCCAGCUCUACCUGCAGCUGGAGGACGACGUCUCCUGCUCGCAUCACUUCCUGUCCGCCAUCAGGAGACGUGUCCAGCAAAUGGAAGUGCCCUGGGCCACGUUAGAGUUCUCAGCGCUGGGCUACAUUGGGAAGCUGUACCACUCAGAACACCUCCCACUCCUCUCGCGCUUCCUCUUCUUAUUCUACCAGGAAAUGCCCUGCGACUUCCUGUUGAGUCACUUCCGGGUGCUUUUGAUGCAGAACGAGGUGAUUCGCUUCACACCCUCACUGUUUCAACACACAGGCUCGUACUCGUCCUUCCUGGGGACCUUCAACAAGCUGAAGGAUAACGACUACGAGGAUCUCUACACUAACCCUGCUGCUGACGUCUAUAGUGACAUACCAGUCUAUAAGGACCAUGUGGCGGCCAUGGCGUGGUCCCCUGGUACUGGAACCUUCUUCUGGGGGCGGAGUCCCUCGCCAGGCAACCACCUAACCGUCACCUUCAAACAACCUGUUGUGGUUAUGGCCAUUACCGUGGUGACUGGUUCAGCAGAGGGUCGUGACCGGUUGGCGUCCGCGACCGUAGAACUGGGUCUCCACCCGGUUACCGAGAAGACUGGGUCGGGGACAACGUGCCAAGAGUUCUAUAGCGUGGGGGACCUGCAGGGAGGGAGAAUGGACAUGACAGACGUACACAAGAAGAGAUUUGGCCACGCCUCUUCCUGUCUGAGGAUAAGCGUCACAGCCAAACAGAAUGACUGGGUUAUCAUUAAGAAGAUCAGGAUUACUACGAAGGAGGAAUGAACACUCUGAACACACACUCACACACACACACACACGCGUGCACACACACACACACACACACUCUGAACACACACACACACACACACACUCACUGAACACACACACACACACACACACACACACACACACACACACACACACACACACACACACACACACACACACACACUCUGAACAUACACACACACACACACACACUCUGAACACACACACUCUGAACACACACACAAACCUUGUCUCAAAUUUUUCAAGCAUAUUUAAAUCAGGACUGAGACUUGACCACUCAAUAAGUGUUCAGAUGACCCGGAUGCUACGCUACAGGACUGUUUAGCUAAAGUGAUGCCUUGGAACUGGGAAACAGAUCCCGGGUAUCGGACGAGUCGGAGGUCUCUACCACUGGCAGGAACAAACAACUCUACCCGGAAACAAGUUCGAUCCCCAUGCCAUCUAAACAAAUUUACAACCAAACAGCUCUACAACUAGCCACAAACAACAUUCUAGGAGGAAGAUAACUCAAGAGAGACGUAACUUAAAACAUUUACCAUGCAGUUGUCCCACUGUCCAUAUUGUGGGCUUAUCUAUGAUCCAAAAUGUUUCUAUUAGGAAAGCAGAGACCAUCUGUUACCCGGGUCCCCGGAUCCAGGACACUGACUGUAUAAUCCUGCUAUUUAUUAGUGAACACCAGACUGCUUCAGCAAUCACUGUCAGGGUCAAAUGAUAUUAAACUACAGGAAUCUGAGCAACUUAAAAAGGACUUUAAAUCACUGAUUCAUACUGUACUUAAAUCAGGUAAACAAUGCAUUAUUUCAGAGGUCCAUUCCCUUUCCACGCUCUACGGAUAAUCAUUUCAGUCGUAUACGCCAGCUACACAUCUGGCAUAAAGGUUAUUGUUGUUCAAUAAGCGUACAAUAUGUGGACAAUUUUACAGCUUUCCUAUAUCUACCGAAUGUAUUUCUCCGGGAUGGAUUACGUCUGAAUAGGUAUGGUACAAGCCUUCUCUCCUCAAACCUGGUUCUCUCUAUAGACUCAUACAGAGCAUGUCAGAACUGAUAAUAUAUAGCCAUGGUGGUUGAUACUCGGGAUUGGUCGAUUUCCCCAUCAGACUAUACUCACUGCUCCCCCCACAGCUUUAAAUAGCUCUACAGGUGCUGAUGAAACCUUUUGAUGGACUUUAUGUUAUUGUUACACUAUUGUCGAGGUAUCGUGUUGCCACUUCCUCGUACAGGCAGAGGGGUAUUGUUAGAAGUAAUCUCGUCUCCAUCCAACUCAGGCCUGUCAGUAGCUACACCAGGAAGAGUCGCUCAGCUAACAUUACCUUGAAUGCUCCAUCUGAUAUGAGCUCUCGAAACAGUGGCCUUGGAAUUAUUCAUUUGAAUUCAUUCCGAUUUGUAAGUCGCUCUGGAUAAGAGCGUCUGCUAAAUGAUGUAAAUGUAAAAUGUAAAUGAAUGUUAGAAGCUUGAUUAUUAAAAAGUCUGAUUUUAUUGAAA